AUGAUGCCGCGAUCAUGGCUAGCGGCAUUGCUUGCCAUUGCUCAGCUUUCGCCGGUUUGUCGCGCCGACGAUGCCGACGCGUUGGAUGUUCCCUCGGCCGACAACUACCUGAGACGAGUCUUUGCACGGGCGUCCGUCCUCGGCGAUUGGGCUUACUUUGACGGAGGAGAAGUGUCCCAGUACAUCGAAAACGGCAAGAACACCUCGAGACCGUCCUCGCCGCUGUCAAGCACCCUCUCCAUCGACCUCUCCAAGUCCUGGAAGCCCGCCGAUGUGGCCAUCAAGCAGACCCAGAAGGGUGCCCAGAACAUGAUGAGACAGGCAAUCUUCACCGACAACUCGACGAGCUCGUUCUACAUCUGGGGAGGCUUCGCAUCCUAUACCGCCGAUCCGCCCGCCGCGCGGCUCUGGAAGUUCCGCGCCAACGGCGACGGCGGCGGCUCGUGGAGCACCGACCUGAAGCCCGGCAACGACUUCUUCACCCAGCUCACCCGCUCCCAGGGCGGCGUCUACGUGAGCACCCCCGACUCGGGCUUCUACUUUGGCGGUUACUCGGACGCCAAGUCCGACCCCAACCCAGAGGGCCCCGUACCCGGGUUCUUGCAGUUCAACUACACGGCAACGGACCAGGCGUGGACGAACCAUACCGAGGCCCCCUACUCCACUUACGGCACUCUGGUCGGGGGCAGCGCGCACUACGUUCCCAACUACGGGCCUAACGGCUUGAUCAUGAUCUUUGGUGGGAGGUCGCACGUCAUCGGAAGCGGGCAGAGCAACAGCAACGUGGGCUGGCUCGACUUCGGAUCGAUCCACGUCAUGGACCCCGUGACGAAGAAGUGGUACUCCCAGAAGACCAGCGGAAACGCCCCCGGGGCGCGCAUGUGGCACUGCACCGUCGGCGCGCAGAGUCGCAACAACACUUGCGAGAUUUUCGUCUUUGGCGGCACCAACAUGGCAAACCGAGAGACCUACGACGAGGUGCACGUCCUAUCACUCCCCGGGUUCGUCUGGAAGAAGGCGGACUACGCACCCACCUCGCCGCGCGAUUGCAUGUCAUGCAUCGUCGCCGGCCAGCGGCAGAUGGUCACCUUUGGGGGCAUCGACCGGAUGAAGUGGAACGACAACUCGACAGACUUCUUCCGCGACCCGGACACGUUCCCUCAGGGGGUCGGUGUUUUCGACCUGACGGAUAUGACGUGGAAGGACGAGUACAACGCGGAUGCUUCCAGCUACGACUCGCCAGAGGCUAUCAAGACUUGGUAUAACGAAGGCAACAUCGCGAAUGUCGAGUACUCUGAAGGGGUUGAGGGGCUCAUGAAAUCCGGCACCGCGGGCUCCGGCUUCUUCUCCGGUUCUGGUUCCGACUCGACGCCCGUCGACUCUGGAUCCGGAUCAACAAACACCGGCGCCAUUGCCGGCGGCGUCGUGGGAGGCGUCGUGGGCGUCGCCCUGAUCGUGCUGGCCGCCUUCUGCCUCAUGAGACGGCGGAAGCACAAGAAGGUGCCGACCGAAGAGACCGGCGCCGCCGUCGAGGCGCCGGCCCACCCCCACGGCAUGGAACAGGCGUACUCCCCGAACCCGCCACCUUCGACGACGGUGGCGCCCUCGGAGCUGCAGGGAGAGUACCACGAUCACUCGCCGUACUCGGCGUCCGAGGUGCCCAAGACGAUGCAGCCGCCCGAGAUGGACGCGCAGGAGCCGCGGCAUUUCUACGCUGCGGAGCUGGACGGAUCGGAGGCGCGGAGAUGA
Molecule: messenger RNA, 1749 nt
Organism: Colletotrichum higginsianum IMI 349063
Lineage: Eukaryota; Fungi; Ascomycota; Sordariomycetes; Glomerellales; Glomerellaceae
Product: Kelch repeat protein
Exons: 4
Coding region: 1-1749 (582 amino acids)
Molecular function (GO): protein binding
Source: RefSeq, a predicted model, not a curated record